Pneumocystis jirovecii RU7 is the source of this 3081-nucleotide messenger RNA. RefSeq lists its product as uncharacterized. Lineage: Eukaryota; Fungi; Ascomycota; Pneumocystomycetes; Pneumocystales; Pneumocystaceae. The record is from RefSeq and is a predicted model, not a curated record. The transcript has a single exon.
UUGGCGCGGGCAGUGGCGCGGGCGGUUAAGCGGCAGGCACAACAAGUAGUGAAAAGUGUAUAUGAUGAUGAGGAUUAUCUUUUGGCUUUGAUUCUAAAAGAAGACGCAAUGGUAGAAUCACAAUGCAAAGAAAAACUAGAAAAAUACUGUAAAGCACUAACAAAUGCGACAAUAGAACCAAAAGAUGUUCACAACAAAUUUAAAGACUUUUGUGAGGAUAAAAAACAGAAAACAAAAUGUACAGGAUUGAAAAGCAAAAUCACUCAAAAAUGUACUGAAUUCAAAAAUAAACUAGAAGGAAAAUUAGCAAAUCUACCAGAUAAGGAUUGUAAAGAGGAUGAGCGACAAUGCCUAUUUUUGGAGGGAGCAUGUCCAACAGAACUUAAAGAUGAUUGCAAUACUUUGAGAAAUAAGUGUUAUCAGAAGAAACGUGAUGGUGUAGCAGAAGAAGUCCUUUUGAGGGCACUUCGUGGGGAUUUGGAGGAGGAAGCUGGAUGCAAAAAGAAAAUCAAGAACGUUUGCUCAAAAAUAGGCCAAGAAAGUGAUGAGUUGACAUUGUUGUGUCUUGAUCAGAAGAAAACAUGUGCAAAUCUUGUAGAAAAAGGAAAAAGUAAAUGUGAUACUCUGAAACAAGAAGUUGAAGAAACACUUAAAAAGAAUAAAUUACGAGGAAAAUGUCUACCAUUACUUGAGCAAUGUUAUUUUCACAGAGGAAACUGCAAAGAUAUAUCAAAAUGUAAUAAAUCAUCCAAAAACUGUUAUGAAUAUUUGCCAGUCUGUGAUAAAUUGGCAGAAGAGUGUGAAAAAAAAAGCAUCAUUUAUAUGCAUCCGGGACCCGAUUUUGAUCCAACUAGGCCAGAGCCUACGCUAGCAGAGGACAUAGGGCUGGAAGAGCUUUAUAAGAGGACAGAGGAGGAUGGAGUUUUUAUUGGAAAGCAACAUGUAAGAGAUGCAACAGCUUUAUUGGCGUCGUUGGUUAAAAAUGAUCUUAAAAAAGAAAAAUGCGAAGAAGUCCUUGCAAACAAAUGCAAAAACUCUCAUGAACAUGAAGCUCUAGAAGAUUUAUGUAAUAAUAAUACUCCUAAUACGAACGGAACAGAAAAAUGCAAAGAAUUAAAAGAAGAUGUUGAAGAAACGUGCAAAAUUCUUACUUUAAAAGUCAAUAAUCGUCUUUUUGAUAUAAGAAAUUCUGAAACCAUUGAAUGGGGCAAGUUGCCAACAUUUAUUAGCAAAGAAGACUGUGCAAAAUUAGAAACAUAUUGUUUUUAUUAUGAAGGAAGUUGUCCAAGUGGUAAAGAUGCAUGCAAAAAUAUAAGAGCAACAUGUUAUAGAAAAGGGCUUAAUGCACGAGCAAAUGAUAUAUUGCAAGAAAAUAUGCGUGGGUUAUUACGUGGUUCAAAUGAAACCUGGCUUAAGAAAUUUCAACAAGAAUUAGUAAAAGUAUGCAAAGAACUAAAAGAAAAAAACAAGGGAAGUUUCCCAAACGAUGAAUUAUUUGUUUUAUGUAUACAACCAGCAAAAGCAGCACGAUUACUUACAUACGAUCAUCAAAUGAAGACCGUUUUUCUACGUAAACAAUUGGAUAAAAAACGAGAUUUUCCGACGGACAAAGAUUGCAAGAAAUUAGGGAGAAAGUGUGAAACUUUAGGAAAGGAUUCAAAUCAGAUCCAAUGGCCAUGUUAUACGCUAAAGCAGCAAUGUGAUCGUUUAGGAACUACAGAAAUCUUGAAACAAGUUUUAUUGAAUGAACACAAGGAUACUUUGAAAGACCAAGAAAGUUGUGUAAAGUAUCUAAAAGAAAAGUGUAAUAAAUGGUCUAGAAGGGGCAAUGAUCGUUUUUCUCUUGUAUGUGUUUUUCUGGAAAGUACGUGUAAGCUGAUGGUAGAAGACGUACAAGAUAGAUGCAAAGUAUUCAAAGAAAAUACAGAUGGAAUAUAUAUUAUUAAAUUCCUUGAAACUAAUAACACACUAGAAUCAUUAGCAGGGGUUUGCCCUCCUUGGCAUCCAUACUGUGAUAGAUAUGGACCUAAUUGCCCAGAUCUUCUUGGAAAAGAUACGCUUUGUAAAAGUCUUAAAAAGUAUUGUAAGCCAUUUUAUAAAAGAAAGGUUUUAGAAGAUGCUCUUAAAGUAGAGCUUCGAGGAAAUUUAAGUAAUAUAACUAAAUGUGAACCUGCAUUAGGAAGAUAUUGUGCAGUAUUGAAAGACGUAAAUAAUGCGUCAAUCAGCAGUUUAUGUAAAGAUAAUACCGAAAGUAAAACUAAAAAGACCGAUGAAGUUAGAAAGAAACUUUGUCUAAAAUUAGUGGAAGAGGUGGAAGAGCAAUGCAAAGUAUUACCAAAAGAACUGGAAUAUGAAGAAAAAGACCUAAAAGAUGAUUUUGGAGCAUUUGAAAAACUUAAAGAACAAGCAGAGAAAGCAAUAAACAAGUCCAAUCUUGUUUUAUCACUCGUUAAGAAAGAUGGAAAUGAUACAUCGAAAAGUAAUAGCAAGAACAAGGAUAAGAAUGCCAUUUCAAACAAACAAGAUACCACAAAACAUGUGAAAAUACUGCGGAGAGGAGUUAAGGAUGUACUUGUAACAGAAUUGGAAGCCAAGGCAUUUGAUUUGGUAGCAGAAGUAUUUGGAAGAUAUGUAGAUUUAAAGGAAAGAUGUGAGAAAUUGACUUCAGAUUGCGGGAUUAAGGAAGAUUGCAAAGAGUUAAAAGAUGUCUGUGAAAAGAUACAAGGAGUAUGUUCGAAACUAAAACCACUGAAAGUGAAGCCGCACGAAAUAGUCACAGAAAGCACAACAACGACCACGACGACCACAACAACCGUUACCGAUCCGAAGGCAACAGAAUGCAAAUCCUUACAGACAACAGACACAUGGGUUACACAGACAUCGACACACACAAGCACAUCUACCAUCACAUCUACGAUUACAUCAAAAAUAACACUCACAUCAACGAGGCGUUGCAAACCAACCAAGUGUACGACAGGGGAUGAUGCAGAGGACGUGAAACCGAAUGAGGGAUUGAAGAUGAGUGGGUGGAGCGUGAUGAGGGGGGUGAUAUUAGCAAUGAUGAUUUCAAUAAUGAUUUAA